AGAGGACGCUCGCUUCAGUCAUCUUAUCAGUCUCACCUGAACAAUAGCAGCGUCCGAAGACUGAAAAAAUGAGGAAAACUCUAGGAUUAUACCUGCUUUCUUUCAUAUUCUUUACAUGUUUUUCAACAUGUUUAUCAGGUAAAAGUUAUAGAAAUCAGUAUUCUUGAUAGUUUUGUUGAAAACGACAAGCGGAAAUUAUGAAAUGUUUUUAAAACUUCCAUAUUUGCUACAAAACAUUUAUAUUUGCAAGUAUUAUGCUAGAAAAAAUGAAUAGUAAUCUCUUAAAGAUGUACUGGUAUGGAGCCUAAAAUUACUGUUUUGGAGUUUUAGCGCCAAAAGUUCUUUAUUGAAAAUCUACUAUAUCUCGCCAAAAAAAAAUCUUUAAUAAAUUCUAUUUACAUUUUCAGUACGAUUUCUGUCGUCUCCACCUAAUUUGAUAGGAAAAGUUGGAGAAAGUUUAGAAAUGGGGUAUUCAUUUGACGGUAAAAUUUUAUAUUAAACAAUUAUAAUAUCGCUCAGUCACGCUUUUAUAUUUAAAUCAGAGACUACUAAUAUGGGUCUUUUUGGAGAUAGACCUGUAGUCCCUGACCGAAUAUAUCAAACUCCGACACUCUUCGCUACCACUUGGUCAGUAACACCAGCUGGAAUAUCUGAUCGCUAUAACUUUACUAUUAGAAGCCUAACAAAAGAUGUUCGAAAAAGAAUUACCGCUGAACUUUUGACCACCGGUCAACCAAUAUACCGUAAUCACAGCAUCACAGUGUACGAUUCGAAUCCAGUCCUUACUCGAAAUCCGCAAAAUAAUCUUAAAGAUGGCGAUAAAUUCGAGCUGACUUGUACAUUUGGAAAAUGGGGCCACGGAAUCUUUACUGGUGACUUCUACGUAGACAACGAAACGAUUUCUGGUGGCAGUGCAGACUUUAAAGUAGAGAGUGAUAAGAUUAUUUUUUCUGCAAAUUUUACUGCUGACUAUAAGGUUGAUAGAAAAGACAUCACUUGCAGAGUAUUUUCUAAAGAUCAGGGGUUCCCAAAUUAUAUUGCAAGCAACACAAUACGAUUUGAAGUUGAACAUAAAGUAACACAAAUAAAGAUUUCACCUGAUCCAUCUCAAUCGGAUAUUACAGUGAAAUCAGGUGAUACCAUCAACUGCACGGCAUCUGGAAAUCCUCCUCCUGAUUUUGAGUGGAGAAGAAAAGACGAAUCCGAAAGUCCUAAACAGGGAAAAACACUUACAGUUGCUAGCAAUUGGGAAAAUGGUGAACGAACAUAUAUUUGUACCGCCAAAAACGUAAUUAAUCAACAGCUUUAUACACAAAAUGCUUCUAUUACUUUUAAAAUUGAUAAUGCUGGAACAUCGUCAGGAAGUAAAUCUGGAACCGAGGCUUGGAAGAUUGCUGUUGCAACUGUUGGUGCUAUUUUGGGAGUAGCCCUAAUUGUCGGAAUAAUCGUAAUAGUCCUCGUAUUAAGGAAGAGAGGACGUAAGCAUAUUUCUUCCAAUUUAUCUCUUUCGAAAUCGAAACAAGCAUUUUCUCUUACAGAACAACCAAAGCCGCCAAUACGGUCUGAUGCAAGUAGAUCCCAAAAUAACGCUAAUGAUAACAACGAACUUCCAACUCAAAGAAAACCUGAUAAUAGAGUCCCAGCUGACAUACCUCGUAGUGUAGGUCCAUCUGUGGGUCCUCCAGACAGCACGCCCUUGUACAGUGAGCUACAAAGACCGAAAAGACCGUCAGCCUACGACAACCUUCCACCAUCAGCUUAUCAAACACAUAAUGUACCAUCCUCCAGAGCUCCUUACAUGCAAGGUGAUUUCGACGAUUCUUUGACUAGCUCUAAUGGUCCUCCACCAGAAUUAUCGCAGGCGCCAAGAUAUAUUAUGCCAUCUGGGCCACAGCCCAGACCCUCUAGACCUUUAAGACCGAAUUCAGGCACAGGACCAACAACAAUGGCACCAGGCUACAAUAAUUAUUCUCCCGAUACCCAAGUUUAG
Messenger RNA from Dimorphilus gyrociliatus, 1990 nucleotides. The record is from the annotation of a GenBank genome assembly. Lineage: Eukaryota; Metazoa; Annelida; Polychaeta; Dinophilidae.